This is a messenger RNA of Neurospora crassa OR74A, 4032 nucleotides long. Its product is annotated as phosphoglycerate mutase. The record is from RefSeq and is a predicted model, not a curated record. Bases 1657 to 3519 code for a protein of 620 amino acids. NCBI's taxonomy places the organism in Eukaryota, Fungi, Ascomycota, Sordariomycetes, Sordariales, Sordariaceae. The transcript is spliced from 3 exons.
UAAUUUCAUUAAAUGCUCAAAGUUCACGUUCUCACACCAAUCGUGUGGCGGAAGCCAUGUCACUACCUGUAUCGCCAUCAACCUGUACGUCCUUCAAGCGCGCGGUGCGGAUCUCCCGUCGGAGUGGUGAAUACAGGUAUUUUCAAGCCCGUCAGUUGUUGUUGUUGCCUCUUUACCACAGAGGCGGUUUCCCAUCCACAACUGAAUCUGUCACUUGGAGGUAUCAUGAUCCUCCUACCAUCAAAGUCACACGUCCAAUCAAUACAACCUGGAACAACGGCAUGUGAUAUAAAGUGACGACAAGGUGCAUCUGGUAAUAACCCCACGGCAUCCGAGAUUUACGUUUAGUUGGAUGACAAAGAGGGGGAAGCACCAUGGCUCCAGCCGGUGAAAAGUUCCAUCUCUAUUACUAAACCGUCCCCUAUGCUGUAUCUUUCGUGGGUCUUUCUCCCCGUUCACAUGAGUUACAUCUCUUCACAUCAAAUACUCGUUCGAAAACAGCCACUCAUUCUCAGUUUCGUCCGUACCUACUCCAUACACCUGCGUUACUACAGCGCCUGGUCAGUCAGUUGUAGUCGACAUCCAUAGACUAGAAUUAGACCAGAGCUUUCCCUCUCUCGCAAGCGUGGCACGUCCUGGUGUCAAACGAGCAAUCACCCGGCUCAUAAAAGUGGAACUCCCGUCCGGCAGCUUCCAUUGAUUCUUCUCUGACGCUGCAUGUUUCCUCCACCAUUGCGCGCUACUAAUCCACACCCCAGCAGCCGCUACGCUACCUACCCUGCCGGCUUGCUACUCUAAACUGGCUGCAGCCCCGCUUGUGUGUGCGUCAACUCUAUUAACAUUAUAUGUACUAAGAAAUAUUAGAGCCCGACCGAGAGGGACGCCCGGGAACCUUGCAACACGCCUGCAGAAAACACUGCAAGUGGCCCAGCCAUCAUUAGGUACAUUGAUUACUUACGAGGCUUGUUGUUUACCUCGCAGCCAGACAUCCCAGAUCGGACGCCCGUUCUCGCAUCACAAUCCAAGACCCCAGGUGACUAAUUCUACAACUGCUUUGCGUCUGUAGCCUUUCCUUCCCUUCCAGUUCCCCUCCCGUCUCCAACGUUGGCUCAGCUAUAAACCUUCGGCCAACUACCGGUGCUAGUCUCUCCGUCCGCUCCAGUCUUCCAACUUUCCGCCUGCUCUCAGUCCUCCCUGGCCGUCUUCCACCGGUCGAUCCAGAUUCUUCCCCCGUCACAGUAUUCAGCCCCAGCCUCGAUUUCAAAACUGCACAGACAUCGAUCGCGACGGGCCCAUCCUCUUGUUAGUUCGAGAGGCCUCGGUUCAGCCCUGACAGACUUCUCCGCAACCCGUCGUCAUCGUGGGCCUGCCCUCCUCACGUCAAAGGGACGGGACGCCUUGCCUAGGUACUCUGAAAGAGCCUGGAUCCCGGCUUCCAUUGCUCCAUCCUCCGGGUUCCACCCUUUACACACAAACCACCGCGCGAGAUCGGACCCUGAGUUUCGAGUCUUGAAAUCUUCAGACAUACAUCAUUCCUUUGUCGUCCGGAACAAGAGUCCGUAGGCCCAUAUAAAGCACCAGCUGCUGUUUCGACGUCCUCGAUACCUCGCUUUCUGUUCUAGCCAUCAACAUACCCAAGGUCUACAAGAUACCAACAUGGGCAAGCCCCCAGCAUACCUUUUCGUUGUGAGGCACGGAUUGCGUCUCGAUGUAGCCGACAAAGACUGGCAUCUCACGUCGCCGACCCCCUACGAUCCCCCCCUCACCUAUGGUGGCUGGAACCAAGCCAAAAACCUUGGAGCUCGGAUAGCGACCAUUAUCCGAGAGAGAGUCGAGGAGGAUGAGACAGCUGCCAAGGCUGCAGCGCAAACCGAUCCCUCGGCGAAACCGAAACGCAAACGUUACGAGGUCGUCAUCCACAGCUCCCCGUUUCUGCGAUGCAUCCAGACCUCCGUUGCCAUUAGUGCCGGCUUAGCACAAGACUCGACCCCAUUCGGACCCUCUACGGGUGGCGAUGACAAAGAGCUUUCAGGGAACUUUGCCCACGGACACCGAGCAAGGCCGUCAACUGCGUCCAAUUCCGCUUCUGGCCCAGCACCCUUAAAGAUACAAGUAGUUCAAGGGACGGCCAUCCGCAAAUCUGUUCUCCGGCUGGACGCUUUUUUGGGCGAGUGGCUGUCACCUAGCUACUAUGAGCUCAUCAGCCCGCCACCCGAGUCUGUCAUGAUGCUUGCAAGCGCCAAGGCAGAUCUCCUCAGACGCGAAGAUUACAGCAGCUACCCUCAUUUCAACGCUUACAAUCACUCAAAUCUCCAAGGGCAGCUUUGGAGCCCGACCCCGCAGCGCACGCACAGCUCCAUUGACCUUCUGGAAAAGGGUGACCUGCCCGGUGUGGCCAGUUCUGUGCCUAGGAGCGAGAGCGCCAGUAGCCAAAGUACCUGCCAGUCCCAACCCGAUUCUGCCCUGCAAUCGGCCAGUCAUCCUUUCCCAGCCAUGGGCUACGUCCCCCCAGUUCCCCAUUAUGCAAUCAACAACAAUAGCACUAUUCCUGCGGGUUAUGUCGCACAUGCUCGGGAUGCGUGCUGUGAUAUUGACUACCAAUGGGAUUCGAUGCGGGCUCCUCUUGAAUGGGGCGACGGUGGCUCCUUCCCCGAAGAAUGGACCUCGAUGCAUUCAAGGUUUCGCGCAGGUAUUCAGAUGCUAGUUGACUGGUACUCCAAGGCCGAGCACCCUACCAAGAUGGUCACCAAGACGGUCUCUCGGUUCGGCCGGAGAGAGUCAACUCAGGCCCAGGAACCCGAAGACAGCGACGACGUGGAGAUCGAAUCUAUCGUUAUCUUGGUAUCGCAUGGUGCGGGAUGCAAUGCACUGAUUGGCGCCAUUACCCAUCAACCAGUCCUCGCAGACGUUGCCAUGGCGUCACUUACAAUGGCGGUUCGGAAACCUGAUCAGGAAAUACAUGAGAACAUCCAGCGAACGAACACAGGCCAGAAGGGAACGAUACCCGUCCAUCACUACUAUGAUCUCAAGUUGUUUGCCAACACGGACCAUCUGCGUAUCCCUGGCCAAGCACCGAAUCUGUCGCGGUCUACAUCCAUCUCCGUUGCUAGUGUCGCCACUGCCCGGAACCGUUACACUCACUCUCACUCUAUUUCCACGUCGAAUUUCUCCUACCAAGAAACAGUGAGAGGGGGAGGGGAUGUGCCUAACAAUUCCCUGAGCGCCAGUCGCAGAGGCUCUAGUGGCUCCUCCACCACUCCUAGGUUUGUAUUUGGUACUUCCAGUGCCACCAACGGAAGUGGAGGUGGUAUUACGGUUGGAAGUGGUGUCUCAUCAUUCGGCUUGAGUAAGCCUUCGAGUCUGUCAAUAGGUCGUGGACGUAAGACUUCUAUAGGCCUGUGGUCACCAACCAGUCUCCGCAACAGUACUGGAUUCGAUGAUGACGAUGACGAUGAUAACAUGGUCCUCAAUUUUGGUACACCAGCAAAUGAUUCCAAACCUUCGACUAUGAAAUCGUGACCUAGAGGUCAAUUCGGCGAUUAGUUCAACGACAUCGUGCGGGCAACCAUCCCUCGCAACAAUUUCCUUGGUUGUAUUCAGCAUCAUAAGCAUACGGGAUAAGCGGGCGUUUUGGGUUUAUUUUACAACUUUGUCUUGCCCCAAUACCAGAGUAUGGGGGUCUUUUUCUUGGGUGUGGAAACUGGAGAACUUAGGAUGUCUUUGGAUUCGGUCCGGGCAUUAGGAGAAAACAGGAGAGAAAAAAGGAUAGGACACAUGUGGGUGUACGCCCUCGCGGAAGAAUGAACCCAUUCAGCUUGUUUGCCUUGCUUUUAUUUCUUAGGGCUCUACGGUUAUGGUAACACGGCGCAAACGGUGUUUUCUCCCCUCCUCAAUCUCCCAAGCAUAGGUUAAUCUGUAUCAAUAAAAAUGCAGUUAUAUUUUGAAUUACAAUACCGUUCCUUCUCACCUAUACGAAUACCGUUUGUGCAUAGCAUGUACGUACACAGCUGGCCACAGAACAUAUAAACCAUU